AUGAGUGGUAUGAGCACGGCGGACCGCGAUCUUUCGCGCAGGGCUCACGGGCUGAAUGGGCUCACACCUGCAUCUUCCAGCUCCUCGUCGCAGACUGGGGGCCCGUGGAAAUCAAACCCGACGCCCAUCCCACUGCCCGGCAACCUUGGUCGAACUACUGGGCCCUCCUUCGUCACCAGUCCCUUCACUCCUGGGCGUAUGGGCAAUAACCUCCACACUUCUCGUCGAGCUGGCGCGUUUGGCAACCACACCGCGCGAUCGACUGUGUUCCCCCCGGCGGUGCUCAUCCGCACGCCCCUCCUGCCAACAAGCGACCGAAGACAAAUGUCACUGGUUCUUUCGCUCAUGCUCGAGCAGGAGACACGGAAGGAGGUCAACAAAGGGAGUUCGCAACGCAGCUUGAGUCAGUGGAAUGACGACGAGGUCAUCGAUAUCAUCGGCGAGGACGAUAGCUACAAGGCUCCGCACAUAGAGCAUUUGACAUCCGAGACCCGUAGGGAUGGCUCAGAAGAGAGCUCUGAUCCUUUGGACUGUAUCCCGAAACCACUCACGACUUCACAUCAUAACCACCGCAACGAUCACAGCGAAUCUCAACGGUCUGGGAUUAGCAAUCAGUCAGCACCACGUCUCCCCAUGGAUGGCGACGCGACCCUCCGUUUGAGAAAACGCUUGGAGGAUUCUCGCCAGGACGAGAAAGCAGAAGAUCCUGGUGGGGAUCACGAUGAGAAUGGAGCUGACUCGAUCGAGAGCUUUUCCGACGAGCCCCUUCGGUCGCUGUCCUCUGGACCAAAGCCUCGUCCAGGUUCCGUGCAAGACCUCAUCUUGAAGUACCAACCAAUACCAAUGGACAAGCAACCGAUACCGAACCGCGCACCCAAUCGCCCACCGAAGAACAAUCGCAACGCAGAAAGCAUACGGACCGUGGACUUCUCCAAUCAGCCGAAGGCAAGCAGAAAGGACGCGAUGAAGCCCAAGCAAGGCGCGCCAAAGCAAGGUACACCACCGCGUGUCACGUUUGGUAGAUCAGACGAUCCUCUUGCAGCAUCAUCUGGUUUCGAGGCGGCGUCGUCCAGAUGGUCCACACAGACAGCGAAAGCCGGAAUGUCUACGAGAAGCCGUAAGAAGACUGCGGGCAUCCCAACUAAAUCUUUCUGCCUACCACUGGAGGGCUUCUCCUGGGGUUGUACUGUCUGCGAAGACGACGUCGACAUCCUGCAUCCACUAUAUUGGUUCACUUGGGAAACGAGCAGCGAUCGCUUGUGCAUCCGUAAGCGUUGCGGCAAAGAGUCCCCUUGGAAUGCGGAAAUGCAGCAUGUGCUGCGAAUAGAUUUUAGUGCAUGGACGUACACGGAUAUACCGUUCAGAGACGACCUCCCAUUGGUCGUCUCUUUCAAGGUUCCAGAGUCUCGAGUGAAUAAAGCAGACGAGAGCCUCAAGUUCAGGCCUGGAUCGAAUGGCGGUGAUGGGAUGGUAACACUGAAAUUUAUGGCCGUCUAUCCGGACACUCGAGAGAACUAUUCUGUGCUCAUUACAUGCUUGAAGGCGGCGAUCUCAUAUACAAAUACAGAUACAAAUCACGUAGAUGGGCACGGUGCUAGGGCGAAGUGGGCACAAGUACAGUCUACAGCUGAGAUAGCGUGGAAUGAUUUGGAAUCCUCAUCUCGCGCAUCUUCGUCUGGUCGGUUAGUCCGAUCCAAACAGAAUGGUUCUUCCAAACAGCAAGGGGACAUAUCGACCAUGAUAUCGAACCAAGGCAUGAAGACGAGAUCUACGGCCAGACCUACUGCCAAGGGAGCCACUUCGGAGUCAGACGUUGAAGCACGACGAUCAGCGCGUCUCAACACUGAUCCGAGUCCUUCGCCUGGUCCCGACGAGUUGAUCUUGGUGUAUCCGCCGGCGGGCGCUGGCGCGAUCAACGUCAACAAGAGUGACCUAAAGCGACUGGACGACGGCUGCUACCUGAAUGACACUCUCAUAGAGUUUGGCUUGAAAUUGUGGCUAGCUGAUCUCAAAGACAAGAAUCCCACCUUCGCGGAACAAGUCCACGUUUUCAGCUCCUUCUUCUAUAAAAAACUAAACGUCAAGGGCAAGGGCAAAGACGAAGGGUACCAGAGCGUGCGGAAGUGGACAUCGAAGAUAGAUCUAUUCCAGAAGAAAUACAUUGUCGUCCCAAUCAAUGAGCAUUUUCAUUGGUAUCUCGCUAUCAUAUGCAACCCAGAACAUGUCCUGUUGCCGCCGCUCCCAUCUCCUCCAAAGCCAAAGCCAAUGACUCGGAAACGCAAACGCGACUCAGAUGUUACCGACGUACAGGCCACGACGGACUCAACAACCGCUGAGGCCGCCAAUGCGCAGGAUAUGGAGAUCGUACCAGAUUCACAUCCACCCUCCCCUGCCAUCCCUGUUGUAGAUAGUGGCGGCGAGGAUGAGGUGGAGGACUUUUUGCUGGGGCCUCAGGAGUCUGUUGCAGAUGCGGACGAGUCACGACCACCUUCGGCCAUGGGAGAUGAUCCUCAGGUCGAUCGCUUUGACCAGUUGAACAAUAUCGAACUGGAGUACCCUCGUUCGUCUAGCGCUCCCCCUAUGGAGGUGGACGAGCCACCAUCAGCUCAGCCCGUCGAUAUGGUCAUCGCAGAUGAUGAUAUCUCGAUGGAUCCUUCAAGCUUUUAUGACAUUAUCUGCGAUGCCGUUGCAGAGACCACGGGAGUGCUCAGUAUAGAGGAGGAUGACCACAACAGGGUAAACUCUUUACAGUCUGGAGAGACCGCGCACAUUUUGUUCUUUGACUCGCUCGGAAGCAAGCACCCGCAGGCAAGACAGGUGCUCGCCAACUACCUUCAACUCGAGGCGAAAGACAAGAAAGGCGUCGAGCAGUCUCGGCUAGCUCAGGGCAAGUUUGCAUUCGUUCCCAGUCAACCUAACUAUUGCGACUGUGGUGUCUACGUUCUCCACUUCAUGCGGGUCUUUAUGGAGAACCCCGAGUUCUACACCAACCUCAUUUUGUCACAGAAGAGUAGAGGUUAUGGACCAGAUCAGCGCAAAGCCGAUUGGAAAGGGGACGAAGUCAAGACUCUUCGCAAAGAGUUACGCGAGCGUAUUGUAUCUAUGAGCGAUGUUUGGAAGGCCGACCGACAAGCCAGGGAGGAAGCCCGCAAGAAGGAAGCCUCCAGUGCCUCCGACACGGCGUCAGGCGGACCCGAGCCAGAUGUGAUCGAUGAGUCGGAUGUCGAGGUGGUCAUCGAGGACACGGCCACAUCGUCGAAACCUGGGCGGCGAGGAUAA
Molecule: messenger RNA, 3279 nt
Organism: Fomitopsis serialis
Lineage: Eukaryota; Fungi; Basidiomycota; Agaricomycetes; Polyporales; Fomitopsidaceae
Exons: 15
Coding region: 1-3279 (1092 amino acids)
Biological process (GO): protein desumoylation
Cellular component (GO): cytoplasm; nucleus
Molecular function (GO): SUMO-specific endopeptidase activity
Source: RefSeq, a predicted model, not a curated record